AUGGGCUUGAGUGAUGCGGAGGGCAGGCGGUCCGUCCGAUGGUGGGCGCUCGCUGUCGUGAGCUUGGUUCAGCUCAUGAUCGUCCUGGAUGCGACGAUCGUGAACAUCGCACUCCCAGCCGCGCAACGUGAGCUGGGUAUGAGCGACGCGAGCCGACAAUGGGUGAUCACUGCCUAUGCGCUGGUUUUCGGUGGUCUACUGCUGCUAGGCGGAAGAGUUAGCAGUCGGAUCGGGCAUCGACGCGCCAUCACGUUUAGUCUAUGCGGUUUCGCUGCUGCAUCAGCAAUUGGCGGUCUUGCUGCCUCGCCGCUGAUGCUCUUUGUGGCACGUGGCAUACAGGGUGUUUUUGCCGCGGUUCUUGCGCCGGCUGUGUUGGCGCUGCUCAGUGUUAUGUUCACUGACUCACGCCAUCGUGGAACUGCAUUCGGCGUGUUCGCGGCAGUUUCUGCUGCCGGAUCGGCGGUUGGACUGCUUGCAGGUGGCGUAUUCACAGAGUAUCUCGAUUGGCGAUGGUGCCUGUAUGUGAACAUCCCUCUCUCACUUGUCGCCCUAUUUGGUACACCACUGCUGUCGCCAGCACAGGACGGCGAACGGCACAGGAUAGAUCUCCUCGGCGCACUGCUCAGCGCGGUUGCACUCGCCGCGGUCGU
Trachymyrmex septentrionalis is the source of this 650-nucleotide messenger RNA. Its product is annotated as puromycin resistance protein pur8-like. NCBI's taxonomy places the organism in Eukaryota, Metazoa, Arthropoda, Insecta, Hymenoptera, Formicidae. Gene Ontology annotation, cellular component: membrane. Gene Ontology annotation, biological process: transmembrane transport. Gene Ontology annotation, molecular function: transmembrane transporter activity. The record is from RefSeq and is a predicted model, not a curated record. The annotation marks the transcript as partial. The transcript has a single exon.